UUUUAGUCCGAGAUAUACGCAUCCUGUGGGUGUCAUCCAAUCCAAUGCCGUCCCGCUCGCCAGACCGAUCGAUCUAGUUGUCAGGCUGGUAGUGCUAUAGGCGCCCGCAGUACAUAUUGUUGCGUAGAUGGUGUUCCAACCGUGCGUACAUGAUGGAUGUUGGAUGCGACCGUUUGUGUGCGUGUGAAGUGUAGCGAGCAGCAGGCAGCAGCAGGGUUGGUUACAUAGUGGCCGCGGCAGCAUAAUACGCGAGCGAGCGAAUCGGACCAAAAAACCACCGCAGCAGCAGCAGCAGCAUCACGGAUCUAGCGCGACACUGUGGUUGUGUGGAAUGUGAAAAUAGAGAAAAAUAUUCGUGCAGAGGAGCGGGGGAAGGGAUAGAAAACCUCCCUCCGGGCACCCGCAAACGAAUGUGGCGUAAACGACCUGACCCGGCUCUAAACGAAGACCCGUACGGGAAACUGCUUGAACCCAGGCGGCUCAUGGCAGGCGAGAAAAGUGCGUGAAAGUGAACCCAAAACCGUUACUACAAUACGCGGGCCAGCGGGGAGGAAAUUGUAAAAGCGAAAGAAAAACGUUCAUCCCAAGUUUGACGCAUUCGCCAUCGAACUGUCAAAGCGCCAUCUAUCAACACCCGAAUCAGCAGUACCGGUCAUCGAGCGAUAAAAGCAUCAAUCCAACAUUACUACAUAAGACGGACGUAGGAGAAAGGUGCAGGCUAAGAUUGCCCCGAACAACAACCCGACCCGGUUCACCAAGAAGUCACCAGACAAAAGGACAAAAGCCUGCUCUUCAGACCACCAAGUAAAGGGAAAUCGAGCUUAUCGAGGGUCCCAUCUUCUGCACAAGCCCCCGAGAUAGUCGGGAAAAGGCUACAUUCGCCGAUCAAGCCGUUCGGUUAGGCUUAGUAUGGGUGGACGUAGGAAACGAAAUAUCCAGCUUGCGCCAGCUUCCGGUUAAGAAUUGUAUCAUCGGCCUCAAGGAGUUUCCUUUGGACCGAGCGCGAAACAAAAGGCGAAGAAGCAACCAAGGCAGUGGUGCCAAUCGCUGUUAGAAAAAGUCCUGUUCGGGGAGAGUUUUCCAUUAGUUCCGCUUAACAUGGCGUAGGGCGUUGCACCCUUUAAGAUUCACAGGCAACACAACAGGUGGUUGGACAUUAGUAGCAUUCAAAAAAGAAGUUUUGAUGAGUGAGACACGAGGAAGGAAAAUCCGAAUUGUGCGCUUUUCCGCAUAACCCGCCACUGUUGCCCCUUUCGUACGUGAGCGCAAGAAAACUGUAAAUAGUCACUUAAGUGAAAUGGCAUCUCCACUGCCCGCUGGCAUGCAACUGGUGCCGAAGUCGAGUGAUUAGUGCAUGCAGACGCAUUUUGUUAUUUAGACGCAUAGUUUGGCCCUUUGCCCGCACGGCACAGCCGGUUGGCAAUCGAUCCUGUUCUCGCCGAUCUACCGGUACCGUCUGUCGUAUUUUGUGUGUGUGUUUGUGUGUGAAUGUGUGUGUAUGACUAAACCUGCGUUACCGUGAGUAAGGGCCGGCCGGCCGGCAGCAGUGUGUUACGCAGGUGGAGAUCCUCCGCCGGACAUGUGGGUAGCGCAAGGCUACCGGGGACACCAUUGAAGGUCAGAGAACCAAAAGGACUGCUAGGGGACACGGGGGUCACAGUAUCCUCGUUCCCUUUGCCUGCCUCGUGCUUGGGUUGCCGCUGACGUGCACGGAGGGCGUCACCACACAGCAGCAGGCAGCGCCCUUCACUCAAAUUCCUCUUCACCCAGAGCCACUCGACGCGAAUCGCCGAGCCCAGUUCGCCCCCGACAACCCCGACCGACGCUCCAGACACGAUGGAUAGCCCUAGUGCCGGCGGGCGGCGCCGUGGCAACUCUCGAAUCAAUGCCGAGGACCAAGCGCUGGAUCAGAUCGCCAAGGAGCACGACGACGGUGGACCACAGCCCCACUCGGAGGAGCUCUUCGACCGGAGCGAUGACAGCCGGAACAGCAGCAGUCUGCGCAGCGACAGCUACCAUGACUCCUCGUCCAUGCACGAGCCGCACCAGCAGCAGCACGGAGGCCACGGGCACCAUCCGUCGUACGAGCCGCACCGCCAGCACCAUCGCCUCUCGGUUAGUCACACCGGCGACGAGUUCAGCUCCGAGGAGGACGAUGCGUUCGUAGAGUUGCUCGAGCGGGCGAAUGACAUCGCGGAAGCCCGGUUAGCAGCCAGGCGGCAGGCAAGGGCGGAAGCCCGCGAGAUACGUAUGCGCGAGCUGGAGCGCCAGCAGAAGGAGCUGGAACAGAAUGCGGACCGGGUGUUCGACCUGCAGCAACAGUCGAUCGGACUGUCCGGCGAGCCGGUCAGUCUGGACCGCACCUCAACGCCGCGCUCGAGCCGAAUGAUGGCGCAGGGAUCGGCCAGUGCGGCGCGCGGCAGUGCCCUCUCGUCCCGCCGCAACUCGGAGGAUUCGCUCGAGGAGGAGGCACGCAGCUUACGCGAUCUACGGCACGAGCUAAAGGAUGUGGAGGAGCGGUUCCGUAAGGCGAUGAUUGCGAACGCGCAGCUAGACAACGAGCGGUCGUCGCUCAACUACCAGAUACAGCUGCUGAAGGACAAGCUGGAGGAGAUGGAGGAGUCGCACACGCAGCUGCAGCGCGAGUAUCGGGAGAAGUGCCGCGACCGGGAGGCGCUCAAGCGCAACAACGACAAGCUGAGCGAGGAGCUGAAGCUCGUCCAGGGCCAGCUGCAGGAGCGGGACGCGCUUAUAGAGCAGUACGGGCUGGUCAUAGUGACGGUGGAGAACGAGGACGGUACCGAUGCGCAUCGCGCCCUAGUCACAGCGGACAACGCACAGUUGCUCAAAACCGUACCGGGUUCGUUAGACGUAAGACUGAAGAAGUUUGCCGAGGAAAAGCAGGAACUACAGAGCGAGCUGCAGACACUGCAGCAGCAACUGAACGACUUCAAAAGCAAGGGCCGCCGGAAUACCUGCUCGAACGGGUUCGGUCUGGCCGACGACGACUACGAGGACGCGCAGCGCGAAGCCAACAAGCUGAUAACCGAGUAUAAAUACAAACUGCAGAAGGCGGAGCAGGAGAUUGCGAACCUGCAGGCCAGCCUUGCCCGAUCGGAGACGCAGGUGAUUCGAUACAAGAGCACCGCCGAGGCAGCCGAGAAGGCCGAGAGCGAUCUGAAGAUCGAGCGGCGAAAGUUGCAGCGGGAGAAUCGCGAAGCAAUGGACCGCCUUGAGGAGCUGGAAACAUCGAACAACCAUCUGCUAAAGCGGCUGGACAAGCUAAAGAACGUCAAAAGCACUAUUAUGAAGGACAUUUGAUAGGGCCACCCCGCCCAGCCCGCCAACGCCAACGCCACCGCCGCCGCCGCCCAGCCCCAGUAGGCGAAUUUCUUGCACAAGGGAAACAAGAGGAGCCAUACACACACACGACGCAUCUACACAACAGUCUCUUCACCCCCCCACACAAGCAUGCGCACACAUCAUUAUUGCUCUAGAGUCCUAAACAGCAUCUUCGCUUCGCCUGAACACGGGGAGCACGGUUCGAUAUAUUUAUAGUUAGAGGAAAGAAGCACCCCGCUGAUGGUCCCGAUUUUCGGUUACGGCAAUCCGAAUGCGACUUUCGUGGCUGGUACCCUAGGCAGUUGGGCUUGGCGCAUCGAUCGGAAGCACACCGGGGUCGCGCAGUUAGAUUUUAUGCUUGCUUAUAUAAUUAUAUAUAUAUACAUAUGUAUCUUAGUUAUAAACGAUCGAUCCGUUAGCUUAAAAGAGAAAUCGGAAAGCGAGGUGAUGAAGUGUAAAAAAACAUAACUUUUAAACAAUCUGUUUGAGCGCGGUACGGCCGUUGUGCUAUAUUCGUGGUCCGUUAGCUCGGCCCAGUGUUGAGGGUGGUGCCUUUAAUUCGCUGCUCCAUUCAGCUCAUAGAUACACACACGCAACCGGACGCCAAGUGUAGUUCGUUGGAAUGCGCUGUACAUCGUCCAUCGGCCCUGGAUGGUGGCUUUGGUGUACAAUGAAUAUUUAUCCUGGUUCAGCUGUCUGAUUUUAGCAAACUCGUAUCCAACAAGGACGUGGAAAACUGUUAAGCAAUUCACUACCAUGUUAUAGCACAUAAUUCGAAGAUGGUUUACAGCUGCGAUCGACAGGAAUGCAAAAACAA
Anopheles coustani is the source of this 4159-nucleotide messenger RNA. RefSeq names its product leucine-rich repeat flightless-interacting protein 2. Gene Ontology annotation, biological process: regulation of DNA-templated transcription. Lineage: Eukaryota; Metazoa; Arthropoda; Insecta; Diptera; Culicidae. The record is from RefSeq and is a predicted model, not a curated record. The transcript has 10 exons. The coding region runs from base 1837 to 3321 and encodes 494 amino acids.